This is a messenger RNA of Conger conger (European conger), 1259 nucleotides long. Its product is annotated as apolipoprotein A-I-like. Bases 118 to 894 code for a protein of 258 amino acids. Gene Ontology annotation, biological process: high-density lipoprotein particle assembly; very-low-density lipoprotein particle remodeling; cholesterol biosynthetic process. Gene Ontology annotation, cellular component: extracellular region; high-density lipoprotein particle; chylomicron. The transcript has 4 exons. The record is from RefSeq and is a predicted model, not a curated record. Lineage: Eukaryota; Metazoa; Chordata; Actinopteri; Anguilliformes; Congridae. Gene Ontology annotation, molecular function: phospholipid binding; cholesterol binding; phosphatidylcholine-sterol O-acyltransferase activator activity.
UUGGACUUUGUGUUCCACAUUGCAGCGCUCAGCUCUCUAUAUAGAGGUCUGGCACAGCCAGAUCAAAUCAGUCUCACAUAAGAAGGCUCACACACAGGAUUACAUAGGUAUAUCAUCAUGAGGUUGUUUGUGGUGCUUGCUCUUGUGGCUUUUACUGGCUGCCAAGCCAAUGUUCUGAGGUCAGACGAACCCCAGACACAACUGGGUAUGGUGAAAGAUGCAUUUUGGGACUACUUGGUCAAGGCUUCAAAAACUGCCCUAGAUUCAUUCACAACCCUCAGAGAGUCUGAGUUGGGUCAGCAAGUGAACACCAGGAUCGAAGACAGUGUACAAAUAGCCCGCCAAUACGCAGCCAUUGUGCAGGAUCAGGUGUCCAUCAUUGGCCAGGAGGCAUACGACAAGGUUUCUGAACAAGUGGACCGACUCUCAGAGCGCCUGCAGCAGGAUUUAAGAGCAGUGAAGGCGCAGCUGGAGCCCUACACAGAGCAGCUGAAGGCCAACAUUGAGCAGCAGGUGGAGAGGCUAGGGCAGGAGUGGCAGGAGGUGGCCCCCUACACAGAGUUUGUGGACACCCUGAAGGACACCCUGUGGCAGAAGAGCAUGGAGCUGAUACGGAUCCUGGAGCGGAGUCUGAUUAGGCUGGACACCCUGCUGGGCCCCUCCACUCAGGAGCUGCGGGAUGAACUGGCGCAGCAGAACCGGAAGUUCUGGCGGAUUGUGGCUCCCCCGGUUGGCAGUGCCAUUAACCAGAUUGAACGGAGACGAUAUAAGCUUGUGCGGACCCUGACACCCUAUGUAGACGACUGGAACGAGAAGCUGGAUCCCUACACCAAGGACCUUGAUUCAUGGCUGACCUCUCUUUGGGAGUCCUUUACCAAAAGUGCCCAAGACUAACCACUCUGCUCUGCUUACCUUUUCUGACUGUCUGAAUCUCUCCGGGACUCCAAUAAUGCACCCCAUGAUCAUCUUUGUUUGACAACCUCUUCCAAUAUUUGUCAGUUCAUGAGUGUGGGCCACUUCUCAAACACUUCUUAAAAAAGCUACAAUAUUAACAUCAUCGAAGACCCGCACCAGCUAUAUUGUCUACCGUUGCCUUUAUUCUGUUCAGUAAGAGCUAAAAAUAUGCUCUGAUACUGAAGCAAAACUGUGCAUUUAUCGACCAUUUGUUCUUCUUUUAUUUUUUCCUAAACUGUAAAAAUACAUAGAUGCUUUGUUCUCAAUUUUCUAUUUUUUUUAAAUAAAGGCAAGAAAAUGAAUAA